Messenger RNA from Branchiostoma belcheri (Belcher's lancelet), 6826 nucleotides. RefSeq names its product protein Shroom3-like. NCBI's taxonomy places the organism in Eukaryota, Metazoa, Chordata, Leptocardii, Amphioxiformes, Branchiostomatidae. Gene Ontology annotation, cellular component: apical plasma membrane; adherens junction; apical junction complex. Gene Ontology annotation, molecular function: actin filament binding. Gene Ontology annotation, biological process: actin filament organization. The coding region runs from base 286 to 6123 and encodes 1945 amino acids. The record is from RefSeq and is a predicted model, not a curated record. The transcript has 13 exons.
ACGCGUCUGCUCCAUUCCUUGUCCCACAUCUGUGUCGGGUCGGCUUUCCUGCGAGCCGCUGCCAAAUUUUCGGCGCUCUCCGCCCGCCCCGAGUGACCCCUCGUCCGCCCGCCGGAUUUUGAACGCGUGUACGGGACCCCUGCACCAUGAGACCGCGGGCUCGGGCCCGAAUUCCCGCGGACAGCCCGCUGGCGAGCUGAGGAACGGACCCACGUACGGCGGAGCUACUUCCGCACACCUACAACAUAUACUACAGUCGGAAUCAGCCACUCUUGAUCAAAAAGGAUGGAGACCGAACUCGAAGUCUCGAUCCUGGGCGGAUUUCCGUGGGGAUUUUCUCUAACAGGUGGAGCAGAGUAUGGCGAACCUCUCACCAUCAACAAGAUUGAAGCUGGGGGGAAAGCAGACGUAGGCGGACAGAAGAGACUGAAGGUUGGAGACGAGGUCCUGUACAUCAACAAGACGUACUGCAACACACGACUCCACGCCGUACAACUGGUGAAGAGCGCCUCCAAAACGCUUAACCUGCAGGUCAAGAGACGAGAAUCGCAGGCUGACAUUGUCCCACCCCCGCCCACAGAGGAGCCCAAGCCUGUCCCGGUCCAGGAGAAGGGAAGCAUGCACACCGAGUCUGUCACCAAGGUGGUGCAGUCCAGCGGAUACGGGGGAGUCAAGCACAGAGUGAAAAAACGGCAUGACCCGCCUGAGCGCCCCAGGUCCUGGCACUCCACUCACGAGGCAAUAAACAGCCACCCUGACGUCGUCCCUGACUGGGAACCCAUGCCGGUCAGCAGCAACCAAGCAAGGUACUCCCAGCAGAGAAGGGACAGAGCUGCUUCCUCCUUUGACUCGACAGGCAGAGACAGCAGCAGCAUGUUCCACGGGAGCAGCAUGGAGAACAUGUCCAAAUCCAGCUUCGUCUGCGCAAAGUACCAGCCUCCUGCCAGUGCCGGCUUCCCGAAGAAGUCAGGAUCUGUGUACGACAAACUGUCCAGCACGGCUGGCAUCAACUACAAAGACAGUCUGUCCACGAAAAAGCCGGAGGAAGAGGAACAACAUCAGUACCCCCGCUCUCAAUCACUAACAAAUAUGAAGGCCAAAGAACUGCAGCAUGCAGACAUGAGGUACGUGAAGACGAUGUACGUCCCUGGCACGAGGCCAAAGGAGGAGGAAACCGUUUUCAGGCCAACGUCGACGUCUCCGUCGGAGAGGAAACGUAACCGGAGCUCCGGGUCGUCCUCAGACUUCCAGCAGGGGGGGAGCAACCGCAAUAGCCUGGGGGUGGACAUCCCGGCGCCCCCCUGGAGACGCAGCUCCACCUCCCCCUCCAGCUCCUCUUCCAGCACCACCUCCCCCCAGCUGGGUCCGCAGAGCGCCCGGUCCCCACCCCCACCGCCCGUGCGCGACCAGUCCAGCCACAAGGCGGUCUCCAACAUGGUGCACCAUUCCAAGUAUCCGUCCUGGCCCGGGCCGUCGUCUAUGUCUCCCCCGGAGCCUCCCGCAAUGUCCAGGUCGCAAGACAAUCCGCUGAAAGUGUUAAACAACCCUCCCGCCGGCCACCGAACGUCGCCGGACUAUGUGAACCUGGAGGUGUUCCAUUACAACGACCAAAGAGGGAACCACGGAAAGCGUGGCUCGCACGGGGACCAAUGGGGAUCGUUCUCCCAGCCUUCCAACCACCAACGGCCGUACCCGCAGCUUACCGCUGUGGUACACCCAGUCCAACCUGUCCAGCCAAGCUACGCAGACACUGUGGAGAUUGGUCAGAACGGCACCUAUAAGGUACAGAAGGAGGGGGGUAGGGAGACGGAGAAGGUGGAGUUUAGGGUACAAAUUAACAUGGACGGGACUCCGAGAUAUCCCAGUGACAGAAGAGUGCCUUCCCCUCCCGAGAGAGACUUGUCUCCCGAAAAGCAGGUCUCCCCAGCUGCAAAGCAGGUCUCUCCAACCUCAAGGGAUCAGAACUUGAACUACAUCAACAACCUGCAGAAGAAGAGCCCGAAAUACGAAGACUCUGGGUUCUACUAUGAAGAGAAGCCCACAGAGGGCACGGUGGCCGCACAUAACUAUCGCAAUGAGAGGGAGAGGCAACAGGGAGCAAACCAAUGGUACAAUAACAAAAGCAAUAACCACUACAGCCGGGAGUUUAAACACAUGGAGCCACCAGACCACGACAAACAGAAGCUGACAAAGGAGGUUGGUAAACCCGAACCCAGACACUCCUCACUUACAGCACAUCACUCAAGCAGCACAGAAAAUGUCACGAGGGAAGACAGCAGUCAGAAGACCGCUGUGCAGCUCUUGAGGAGCCAGUUUGAAGAUCCCCUCAAGACACGUUCGAUUCUGAGAACAGAGACUGUUAACUUUGGUCAGCCUACGCAGCCAGCCCUCCCUGGAGGGGUGAAGAAGAUCGCGAGAGCGCAGAGCGAGCGAGACCUGGAACGCAAAUGGUUCCGGGACAUGAAGAAGGAACGCUCCAUGCGCAACGUGAACGGUGGAAUCAACCACCAAGACACCCCACUCAUCUUUAACCUGUUCAAGGAGGGCAAAAAGGACCAAGAUGCAAAACUCAAGGAGAAGCGGGCUUCCACUGAGAUGCUGACGGCACAUGCAAAGAAAUCUGCCACCCUGCCUGACAACUUGAGAUAUAACCCUCCUACGUUUGACUACUGGAGGCAGAAGGAGAAGGAACAGACACAACCCAAGGGUAAGAAGACAGACCAAGUAGGGAGGACCGAUGACCAAAAGGUGAGGAUGCAAGAUGAAGCCGGGUACAAAAAUUACCUGAAAGAAGCGCAGGAUAAGGUCCUUAACCGGACGUCUUACACAAAGACUGAAUUUGAACACGUAAGACAGAGAAGUGGUGGUAGCUGGAGGAGCGGCUCUGCAGAAAAUUUGUUAGACAUCGGGGAGAGAUCUCCAAGUCAGCACAGCCCAACGAGCCCUACAUGGUCCACGGGAGAACCAGCAAAGAGAAGAAGUGGGUCUGCAGACAACCUCUUGGAUGUUGUGGACUCCCGGGUCUCUCCUACACGGAGAAGCCCCACACACUCUGUGUCCAUGGAACAGCUUCACACUCCCGUCGAGCCAAAGGAGACGGUCGUAAGAGAAGCCAGGGAAAGUCCCGUCUCCCCAAGCCAGUCUCUAGCUCACCUAGAGGGAAUCAAAGAGACGGAAGAGCAUCCUGAAGAGAGGAAGAGUCGGACCGUCUCAGACCCGCAGAAGCCAAGAACGAAGAGUGUGUCUGCAGGGCAUCUCCGGCACAGGACGCCUGAAUGGGAGGCCAAACGGCAGCAGUGUAAGUCCGAACCCGACCUCUUGGGAAGUCAGGAGGCCCAGAGUCAGCAGACGCUGGACAGUCAGUACGGAGGGUCGGUCACGUCGCUGUCUAGUGAGCACCGUUCCGAUCCUGACGGAAGAGAAGAGGAGAGGAUGAGGAUGAGGGAGGCGUUGAAGUGGUUCUAUGAGAAGAAGACGGGGAACAAGGUCCACGGCAUCAACAGAGGAGCCUCCACCAGCAGCAUCAACAGCGACAGCGGUUACACGAGCAACAGGAACUCCCUGGCGUCGCAGAGAGCAGCUAGCGUGAGCUCGCUGGAAGGCAGCCGGGUGCAGACGCCCGUGGAGGGUGCGAGAAAACCCCGCCCAUCCUCGGGACAUGUUCGCGACCCAGUACCGCAGCAGGCCCGCGACAAGGCGCAGUCCCUGCCUCGCAUGACCGGCCCACCCAACUUCCAAGGGCUGCAGACCAUGCCCGUUCCAGGGGGGAAAGAGAUGGUAGGGAGGCCGACCGCUCCUCAUCCCUGGAAGGACAGGAAAGUGAGUGCUCCUCCAGGACAUCUGCAUCAGACCAUCGCAGACUUCAGACCGGCAUCACCAGCUAAAGGCAGGGCCGCUUCGGUGUGUGACACGUCUGAUACCAGACCUCUCAGACCGCAACACGGCAUCCCUGUGGUCAAGCCUACCCCAUCUCCCACAGAGACAAAAGAAGUGGACAGAAACAUGCCCAGUCCACAGGACAGACUGCCGGGCGACCGCUCAUCUAAGGAUUCCUCUCCCUCAUCAACCGAGGAGAGGCCGGGUAGGGGGUUACCAAAGGACGGUGACAGAAGAAAAGAGUCCUCUCCUCCAUACCAGGAGGGCAGACUCAGGAAAGUCGGAAGGAUGGAGGAGGAAAGCUCCUCUGCAGAGGACGCAAAUUCUGCAAAACACCAUCCACCUAGAGAGGCAAGGGAGGCCCCAGUGGCUGAGGAGAGAGUACAGGAGCAGGAACCAGUGCAGAAUACGCCACAUGUGGAAGUUAAACAGAGGCAGACCAAAGAAACUGUGGUGACCAUUACACUCCAGCAGAAGCAGCAGAAGCCGUUACCGCCUGUUCCUGAGAAGGAGGUUUUACCAAACGGAGUUCCUGAGGAGAGGAGAGACAGCGACAACAUCUUUGUCUUCCCUCAAGCUGAGCCUGCUCCAAGUGACAGGAAACUCAGCAAUGGCUCGAGCACGAGCGGCAGCGACGUGUUCAUCGAGGACAGCACCUGCAGUACCAACCUCAGACACAAGGAGGCACUGGUGGCGGCGAAGUCGCCCACCAGGAGCUGGGAGGAGAAGAAGGCCGUCAACGGCGUCCACGAGGCCAGGGUCAGGAAAAUCUCCCCCCUGAAGGAGGAGCCGCUGCCCCCGCCGCCCCCCUCCCCACCCCCUGCGGAGGUUGAACCCCCCACCAUGGAGUUCCUGGCGGACUUGCCGCCCCCGCCCCCUGAACUGCUGCAUGAUGAGGAGGGUGGGGCCGACAUGGAGUCACCACCCCCUCCCCCGCCGGUGGAAGAAUCACCUCGACAGGACGACCACAGGCACCACAGCUCCAGCCCAACCACAACCAGACCUGACCACAUCUCCCCCCACAGACACCACUCCGGGUCCAGCCUGCUGCCCAGAACAGUCAGCCCCUCAGAGAUCUCCUCCCCGACAGACAGCUCCGGCUCUAAGACCCCCUCACCCCCCAGCUCCGAACACAGCCGGUCUUCUUCAAGAUCCAGCUCCGAGAAGAGCGGCUCCUCCGACUCCCAUACUGUACCUGACAGAGACUCCUCGCCUAGUAUAGGAUCGUCUGUGUCUAGUCUGAAAGAUGAGACUGAGAGAACACGACAGCCUAGUGGAGAGAAAAGGAUAAGCAUCUCCCCCAUCCAUAUAAGACAGAAGACUCCGGAGGAAAUAAAAACAGAUGAACUGGCCAAAGACAUCAUUGACAGAUGUGACGACAAGAACCUGAAGGAAAUCCUGAUGGAGCCGAACCACAAGACGGCAGACUACAUGCGGGAGUGUUUCCCCGAGGCCGUCCAACCCCGCCAGCCGUCCGAGCGGAGAAGAAGCAGCGCAGCUUCUCUCAGGGGGAAGUCUGGAGAGGGGAAAACAGCGCAGCCUCUGAAAACAAGUAGGAGCCUGUCUGAGACCCAGCUGCCUCCCACCUCCCCGUACUUCACCGAGUCGUCUGCCAAGGCCAAGAUGAUGCUGGAAAUGAGAAGACAGCAGGAGGAGGAGGAGGCUGAGGCUCUGGAGGAGGAGGAGGACCAGGAGGUGCUGGACCAGAAGAAGAUGGAGCUGAUUGACAGCAUCAGUAAGAAGCUGGAGAACCUGCGGAAGGCGGAGGACCUGAUCCGGGAGGAGAUCGAGCUCAACAACGAGCUGGGACAGCAGGUGACAGAGUGGGCGAAGGACAAGACGAAGUCUAAUGAGUUUGACAAGUACCAGCGGUUUGUGGAUGAGCUGGACAAGAUCACCAACCUGCUGCUGAGUCUGUCGGGUCGUCUCGCCAGGGCACAGAACGCCCUGCAGAACAUAGAGGAGGGAACGGACCCAGCUGAGAAGAGGGAACUGCAGGACAAGCGUGACCGCCUCUCGGACCAGUACGACGACGCCAAGAAGCUGAAGGAGAACAUCGACAACCGGAAGGACGCCGUCUCCAAGAUCCUGUCCGAGUACUUCAAUGAGGAGCAGUUUGCCGACUUCGAGCACUUCAUCAAGAUGAAGUCACAGCUCAUCAUGGAGUCCCGCGAGCUGGACGACAAGAUCAAGCUCGGGGAGGAACAGCUGAGGUGCCUGCGGGAGAACCUGUCCAUGGAGACGUGAAGAAGCAUUGUCAUUACCACGGCAACAGGGUUUCCAUGGUGACCCAGUUUCCCUGGCGACCGGCUCCUCCAGUUUGUAGAGACUUGUACAGAAGUGAUCAUGAUCAUCAACGAGAACAGCAAAUCUGAAACACCUUCUUCUGGUUGUAACUAAGUUUUCUCAGUCAGGACUUCCUGAAAACCACAGCUUUUCAAGCACUAGCUGCAGGACCAUUGUGAGUCAGUAGGGGGCAGCAGACAGAAGGGGAGUGCUUGCCUCUGUUUGUCCCUUGUGUUAGAAAUGCCAAACUUGAACAUAUUUGACAAAGAAGAGAUAAUAAUUAUGACCUAUGUAUGAAUCUUUCAUGAUAGUGAAAUUUUUGUUUGUCCACACAUCUCACAGCAUUGUUGUUGUUGUUGUGCACAUAACCUGAAGGAAAAUUUGUUCCUUUUGUACAGAAUUAUGUAUAAUGUAAGAAGUGAUCAUUGUGUCUUAGCCUGUGAUUUUGUGCUGUCUGUGCAAAGUGCCAAGGAAGUUAGCAAGUGGGCAGAACUUCAAAUUUUAUAGUGACUCUUUUGGUAGAGAGAGAGAAGAGAUAUUCUGUCCACCGCUAUUGUAUUAUUGUAAAUAUGGACUGUAUUUCCGUCGUGCUAGCAAUAAGAGGCCUGUAGGCAUGUGAGAAUGGUUGGAGGCUGUUUUCGCCGGCUUGUUGUAUAGAGUAAGA